CGGAUGUCCCAUGUUUUUAUCCUUUUCUAAUUCAGCUUGACGCACCUUAUCACCGCAACAUUAAAGAGGCUGGUCCACGCGUCACACACGCACACACAUAGAACGUGUGUGUAUGUUUGUCUGUGUGUUUGUCACUAUACGAAGAUAGCUGCUGCCCAGCACGCGCUCGGAGACACGCAGAUGCGGAAAGAUGAUACAACGUUUGCAAAGCGGUAGGCGCGGUAAUAAAAGAAAUGAAAACCAAAGCACCGCUGUGUGUUAGUGUGUGUUUGACUGGUUUUGCGGACGGCCGUUGCUGCUGUUUGGAGUGAGUCCAGGGAUGCUGCGGCUUGACUCGGCUUGACUCGCUGCCUGAAUGCCGCCGCGGCGCGGCUCAGGCUCUUUUCCGGAUGUUUUUUUCGGCGCGUUUGCCACCCUCAUGACAACUCUCACUGUGGGGGGGAAAUAAACCGCUAUGGGUCACUCCUGGGACAUUUUAGGCUAGGCGUAUCCUGCGGUGAUAUCGCUUGGACUGUGGGAGAGAGAGUGCAGCCUAGGCUACAGUCUGCCCCGCCGCCCGAGGCUGCGACAUGGGGAACAGCUUCUCCAGCCUGGGCGCCUUCCAGUCCUUGCACAUAGUCAUGCUUGGCUUGGAUUCCGCGGGCAAAACCACCGUGCUGUACCGCCUGAAAUUCAACGAGUUCGUCAACACGGUGCCCACCAUCGGCUUCAACACGGAGCGGAUUCGGCUGGGCGGCGCGGGGGCGUCGCGCGGCAUCAGUUGCCACUUCUGGGACGUCGGCGGCCAGGAGAAGCUGCGGCCCCUGUGGAAGCCGUACAGCCGCUGCACGGACGGCAUCGUGUACGUGGUGGACUCCGUGGACGCCGAGAGGCUGGAGGAGGCCCGUGCCGAGCUGCACAAGAUCACGCGCUUCUCGGAGAACCAGGGCACGCCGCUGCUGGUCGUGGCCAACAAGCAGGACCUGCCGCGGGCGCUGGACGUCGCGGAGAUCGAGCGGCAGCUGGCUCUGGCGGAGCUGAGCCCCUCCACGCCGUACCACGUCCAGCCCGCCUGCGCCAUCAUCGGAGAGGGGCUGCACGAGGGCAUGGACAAGCUGUACGAGAUGAUAGUGAAGAGGAGGAAGUCGCUGAAGCAGAAGAAGAAGAGGCAGUGAUGGCAGAUUUUUUUCCUUUUCAGAAAUAUAUAAAUAUGAAACUUUUACAGUGAUAAGCCUAGCUUAUAUAUACAGUGGUGGAAGAAGUAUUAACCCUCAUGUAGUCUUGGGUCUAAUUGACCCAUUUUCCUAUAUCAAUAUUCUUUUUAAUUCCCCAAAAUAACAUGAUUGAUUCCACCCA
This is a messenger RNA of Etheostoma cragini (Arkansas darter), 1335 nucleotides long. RefSeq names its product ADP-ribosylation factor-like protein 4C. Gene Ontology annotation, biological process: intracellular protein transport; endocytic recycling. Gene Ontology annotation, cellular component: cytoplasm. The transcript has a single exon. Gene Ontology annotation, molecular function: GTP binding; GTPase activity. The record is from RefSeq and is a predicted model, not a curated record. Bases 570 to 1154 code for a protein of 194 amino acids. Lineage: Eukaryota; Metazoa; Chordata; Actinopteri; Perciformes; Percidae.